This is a messenger RNA of Lineus longissimus, 2469 nucleotides long. RefSeq lists its product as uncharacterized. Gene Ontology annotation, molecular function: cell adhesion molecule binding. Gene Ontology annotation, biological process: cell-cell adhesion. Lineage: Eukaryota; Metazoa; Nemertea; Pilidiophora; Heteronemertea; Lineidae. Bases 25 to 2469 code for a protein of 814 amino acids. The record is from RefSeq and is a predicted model, not a curated record. The transcript has 10 exons. Gene Ontology annotation, cellular component: cell-cell junction; plasma membrane.
GGAUAAUGUUAAGAUGAACUUAGCAUGGCUGUUGGUGUAUUCGUAGUGAGCUUCAUCUUAGUUUCUCCGUUCAUACCUCUCGGUUAUCUGAUCGUUCCACCAAAGACACCAGUUUUAUCUGGGUUUGAACCUGCUGCUAUUGGCUCCAAUCGUGAUCUCGUCUGCGAUGCAUCUCAACCUGAUGCCGGGACCAUCACCUAUAAAUGGUAUAAAUACUCGAUUGUUAAUGGUGUAGAGAAUUGGGAACCCAAAGGACCCAUUGGUACAAGUCAGAAUUACAUCUUUAAUCCAGUCACUGAGAAGAAAGUGUUCCACUUAUUUUCAAAUGCGGACACAGUCAGUGGGAAGUACAAGUGUCGAGCAUCGAACUCGGCCGGAACAAGAGACAGCGAAUGGGGAGAUCUGUAUGUCUAUACACCAUGUUCAUUGUAUACUGUGAGUGUUUCACCACCCAAACCUGCAAUCGGAAGUACAUUCACCCUCAACUGUAACAUACACAAUCCAAGUGGAUUGACUGUGAGGUGGUUAAAGAGGGCUGGUGCUUUAUCUCCAGCUGUAGAUGUAGCAACAGCGAAUAAGUUGGGAUGCCAUGCUCCAAGUAACCCACGCUACAGUUGGAGAUACUGCAGCCCACCAAGCAUCUUUUCACCAACAAAGACAUUCAAUCUACAAGUCACCAAUGCUCAGCCUUCUGAUUCUGGUUACUGGAUUUGUAAGGACAUUGGUCUAAGCUGCGACAGUGACCCAAUCAAGCCAGUGGUGCAAGCGCACCCAGUCACGCCACAGAUCACCGGUUUCCCAUCAGGACCAGUCAUUGCUGGAACACAGCUCAACUUGAAGUGUGUGGCCUCGCCUCCUGGAGAUACCUACGAUUGGUACAAAGAUGGUACAAAGGUUACAACAUCAUCGAGUUACGACUUCCAAGUGACAAAGGAUAGUGCUGGUGUUUACAAGUGUGUGGCGAGAAAUGAUGUCGGGUCUGCUCCAAGUAGUGACAAGACAUUAGUCGUUUAUUACAAACCUGAUUCCGUUGUCGUGUCAUCUGGAAAGACCUCGUCCUAUGUUGGUGAGAAGGACAAGUUCACCUGCACAGUCUCUGGCGGCAACCCCACCCCGACCGUGAAGCUCUACUUCAAGAGGUCAGGCGGAACACCAGUAGAGGUCACCCAAGGUCAAGACAGGGUAAUGGCUAAAGAAGACAACCAGGCUGAGUACUACUGCGUGGCGAAGGUCACUGGGUAUCCCGCCUUCGAAAUGACUUCAAGCAGGAAGACAUACAGCGUAACAUUUUCAAACACCAAGGUUUCCUUUCUUAGUAUCCCGACCGCUGUUGUCCAGGCUGGUCAGGUAAAGAAGUUCACAUGUGAGACGGAUGAGAGUAAUCCAGUUACCGACAUCAAGUGGUAUCAACAUAUCACUGGUUCUUCGUGGCAAGAUGUCACAACCGGAAUCUCGUCAUCCGAGAGGAAUGGUGUGUAUGGUGGAAAGAUCAGGAUCAGCGAGUGGUCUGUAACUGCAACAAAGGCAAUGAAUGGUGAAACUGUAAGAUGUGCGUCCAUCUACUCCCUGACUGGUCAUGUCUUUACGACAAAUACCGAUACCACAAUGUAUGUUAAAUUUCGCCCAUCAAAGAUAACUAUACCAAAGAGACCACCAGCUGCGAUCCACGAGGAGAAGCCGAUCAUGAUUAUCUGUGAGACAGACAGUGCCAACCCAGUAGUGAAUAUCCAGUUCCACCGGAAGAGGGCAGGGGGAAUCUGGGAGCAAUUGACAUCGGGGAUAACAUCUCAAACCAGGAGGACCAGCCAGGCUUACACUCCACGUAAUCGCCAACCCUCGACCAACCAAUGUCACCUGGUAUCACCCAAAUCACAAGAUGGCAACUGGGGAAAACUUCAUCCCGCGGAAGAAAAUGGGACAUACACACUGAGCAAGGGAUCUGUAGGGACUCCAGACUAUGGAAACUACAUCGUCAUAGUGACUAAUUCUGUUGGAAUGUCAUCUUUUGUUUUUGAACUUCUCCGCAGAGCUGCUCCAAAUGCCCCGACCAUUAAGAUCACCCGUAACGGGAGACUGGUGACGGUCGUGUUCGGGGCGCCGAUUCGGGAGUACACAGGUUUCCAGCUGAAGUUCUGUGGACCAGGUCAGGCACCAAAAACAACAGGCUGCAGCGCGAUUCGCUUUAUCAACCAGGGACCAACGAAGUCAACUUACACAGUCAGCGUGACAAACGAGACCACGAUCUAUGUUUUCUACAUGGAUUUUUAUGUUGGAGAUGAUGUUGUUUAUAGUUCUGGUCAAGUGCAUCCUAAACAGGCCGUGCCUGCUGGAAGUAGUCCUGAUGGUGGCAUGAUAGCUGGCGUUGUUGUAGCCGUCGUCAUAGUUGUAGCUGUGGUGGUGGUGGUCGUCGUCCUACAUAGGAGGAACAUGGCAUGCUUCGCUGAUCUUGUUCAUUUUACCAGUACAUGA